Schistocerca piceifrons (Central American locust) is the source of this 7360-nucleotide messenger RNA. RefSeq names its product cholinesterase (gene Gli). Gene Ontology annotation, cellular component: septate junction; tricellular tight junction; cell surface. The transcript is spliced from 13 exons. The coding region runs from base 308 to 2875 and encodes 855 amino acids. The record is from RefSeq and is a predicted model, not a curated record. Lineage: Eukaryota; Metazoa; Arthropoda; Insecta; Orthoptera; Acrididae.
ACCAGUGCUAGGGAUGGCUGUUCUUUAAAUAGACGGGCGUGGAACAGCCGUCAAUAGCUACCUUGCGAUGAGGUUGGUGCAAGUGCUUUCGUACCUACGUGUCACGCAUAUGUUUACGUAUACAUUCUUGUAAAUGACAGUAGUAGACUGAUGACACGUUGAGGAGUGAGUCGACAUCUGUCUAUCGCGCGUGGGUUGUCGCCGCUGCUGACAGCGUCUGUGUGCGGUAGUCACAUGCAUACAGACGAACGCGCGUGUUUUGUGUGAGGGCGUUGCCCUGGAUACGAAGACAACGGUGGCGUCGAAAAUGGCGGCGACCGCACUGAAGACGCCGUUGUUGUUGACAUUGUUGUCAGCGUUGUCAGUGCAGUUCGCUUUGUGUCAACAAGUGCCAGGUGGUGGCUACUACAACAGGGACGGAGUGUUCGUACCACCGACCCCCGGGGACCCCAACUACAGGACUUACGUGCUCAAUGGUCGUCGUUAUGGCCUCAGCCAGCCGCCUCCUGAGUCCGCGUACGGCUACGACAGGAACAGGCCAGGCUUCGACGACAGAUACCGGUACCAGCAGGACAACAAUGGCGUGCCGCUGCCGGGCGUGCUGGCGGGCUGGCGGCCGGACCUGCAGGGCAAGGAGCGCGCCGACUCGCGCCAGCUGGAGCGCGACGUGCUGGUGGAGACGAGCUACGGCCAGGUGCAGGGCUUCCGCGUCUAUCUGUACGACAACCCGCUGCCCGAGUCGGGCUUCUGGCCCGGCCAGACGCCCGUGGAGCGCGUGCAGGCCAGCGUCUCCGUCUUCCUCGGCGUCCCGUACGCCAUGCCGCCCGUCAACGAGGGACGCUUCAAGCCACCAAGAGCACAUCGAGGCUGGCAACUUAUACAAGCUGUGGACUUUGGCCCUGCUUGCCCACAGCCAAUACAGUACAUAGGAGCAACAAAAGGAAUUCGCGACAUGGAUGAAGACUGCCUGUACUUAAAUAUAUAUUCACCAACAACAGCAUCAGGGAGAGCACAGCCUUUUCCUGUUAUGGUUUAUAUACAUGGUGGAGAUUUUACCAGUGGUGCCUCAAACUUAUUUCCCGCUCAUAUGAUGGCUGGUUUUUAUGAAGUGGUUGUAGUGACUAUAAAUUACAGACUGGGAGCUUUAGGUUUCUUGAGCACAGGAGAUGAAAACUCACCUGGGAACUAUGGUAUCCUAGACCAAGCAAUGGCCCUAAAUUGGAUAAAUGACAAUAUCAGGUUCUUCAAUGGAGAUUCUAAAUCAAUCACUCUGUUUGGGCCUGGAGCAGGGGCAGCAUCAGCAGGAUUGCUUAUGGUGGCACCCCGCACAAGAAACCUAGUCAGCAAAGUGAUCGCACAGAGUGGCUCUGCAUUGGCUGACUGGGCAUUCACCAUAGACAAAUACAGAGCACAAAACACAAGCCGAGUAUAUGCUCAGCACAUAGGAUGCAGCAUUGAAACAUCAUGGAAACUGGUCAAUUGUUUGAAACAGGGGCGUUCCUAUAUUGAUCUUGGAAACAGCAAGUUCCAGCCUCAGGUUGGUACCUUCCCUUGGGCUCCGGUAUUGGAUACUAAUUUUACUAUGCCUGGUGACAGCUGGUAUGAGGGUUGGAAAGAAAGAGAUUGGAGAUUUCUCUCAGAAACACCUGAGUCUUUAAUCAAAAGAGGUGAAUUCAAUAAAGGUUUAAGCUACAUGACUGGUGUUACAACCCAAGAAGCAGCAUACAUGAUAUAUGAUAAUGACACUUUAGCACCUUACUAUACUGUGGACAAUCAAUUCUUUGAUCAAAAAAUAAGAGAGUUGGUUUUUCGUUAUAACUACACUUUAAAUCCUGAAGGAAUAUAUCAAGCAAUUAAGUACAUGUACACCUAUUGGCCUGAACCUAACAACACCAAUUAUAUCCGUGAUCGCUAUAUUGAUAUGAUGUCUGAUUUUCUGUACAGAGCACCAACAGAUAAAAUAGUGAAGUUACUUGUUGACAGAAAUGUACCCGUAUAUAUUUAUGUUUUAAACACAACAGUGGAGGCAUUCAAACUUCCUCAGUGGAGAAAAGUACCUCAUAAUAUAGAACACUACUUUCUAACAGGAGCACCUUUUAUGGAUGUUGAAUUCUUUCCAAGAAAACCACGCUUAGAACGCACCAUGUGGACACCAAAUGAUCGAAAUAUGAGCCAUUUCUUCAUGAAAGCUUACACUAAUUUUGCAAGAUAUGGGAACCCAACACAUACACAGAUCCUGGGCCUGCACUUUGACAUGGCUCGUAGUGGCCAGUUGAAGUAUCUCAACCUCAAUACGACAUACAACUCAACAAUCAUGCUCAAUUAUCGACAGACUGAGGCCGCAUUCUGGACUAAUUAUUUACCAACAGUCAUUGGUCGCUUACUUCCAACAUAUCCACCAUACACAGAGUUUUGGUGGGAACCCAAGGAACCACUGCAGAUAGCUUUCUGGAGUGUUUCAGGUGCUUGUCUGUUACUGAUUGUCAUUGUAGUAAUCUGUUGCAUUCUGUGGAGGAAUGCCAAGAGACAAUCUGAUCGUUACUAUGGGGGUGAUAUCAUGCUACGAGACGAAAUGGGAGACACUCAUGAAGGAAUUGACAACCACAGUGCUACAAAUGUGUACGAGUAUCGAGAUACACCACCACCUAAACAAAAACAAAAACAGCAGCUCAAUCACUAUGAACAGAGGAGGAGUGCUAGUACUCCCUCAUUAAGGACUGGAAGUGCAAUAUCAUUGAAAGACUCUAGCAGUUUUACAACUAGCAGUCCAACAGGUGAACCACGAAAAGUUCCAGAACAAAGAAAUACACCUGUUGUUCCAAGGAAGCCGAAAACUCUUUUGGGAGAAGAUGGUGUGCCACAAACACAAGUUUAAAAUGGCAGUGCUACUGAAUUAUAUACGUAUGAUCUCAUAAGAGUUAAAGCCAAUAAUCAUUAGAUGAUUAGAAACAAAGCAAAAAUAUAGUACAAAUGGCAUCUGAUGUUUCUACUGUUAAACUUCACUUUAUUCUUUAGUGAUGUGUGAAGUAUGAGAUAUACAUCAUAUAGGUUUAGUGAAAAGAAACAGUCCUUACAUGUCAUCUGCACAAGUGAAAACUUUUAUUCUUUUAGAGUGCCAUACAGCUUUUUGUCAGCUAUGAUGUAUUUUGUGCAUACUAUUAGUUACUCAAGCUUUCAACAAGAGGCUUUACAUACAUGAAGAGUUGGAGUGAUUCCUAUGAACAUAAAGACUGGUUUUGAAAUAUUUUUAAGCCUCAAAUUCUGAACAGUUGGAGUACUCCUGCUAGUUAAUAUUGCAACAGCAUUCCAAUGUAUUGUUGUUCAGCAUAUUUUAACUACCAGAAAACCUGAGCAAUGUCAAAGAAAUUUCAUUCAACUACUACAUACAAUUUUUGUGAUGCAUCCAUAGAUUCUAUACAGACAUAGUAACAUCAUAUUCUUACUUAAAUUUACGACCCAUUUUCAUAUUCAAUUUUAAGGAUAUUCACUCAGGUUCUGUGAAGAAUUUGCCCUAUACAAUAUCACUAUUUAUAAUCCUUUUCGUAAUGUGUCUCAUCAGAAAUAUUUCCUUAUUUUUUGUUUUGAUCCAUUCGGCCCUUAAAAUAAAUAGACUCUCAGAUUUAUGUUGGAAGUAGUUGGACUGCUAGUUACCUAACUGUCGUAAAUUUCUAGAGUAUUCAGUUUUUACUUUAAUUUCACAACAGAUCACAUGCCAGACCCUCUUGGACUGUAUUCUAUUUCUUAAAAUGUGAGAUAAAGUUGCGCAAGUAGCAUUCGCUGGCAUAAUUUGAUAAUAUUUGUCUCUUGAUACAGUUAGACACUCAGAUUUAUGUUGGAAAAAUUUGGACUGCCAGCUAGGGAAUAGUGAUAAAUUUUUUGAAAAAUCAGUUUCUUUUACAUUCAACUUCACUAAAUAAUACAUUCAGCACCAUCUCAACUUAUUUUACAUUUCAUAAAAUGUGAGACAGAAUUUUGCAAAUAGUGCACUGUCAUAAUUUGGUAAACUAUUGAAUAUUGCACUUUAUCAGUAUGCAAGGAUAAGAUGUAUGGAAAAAAGUUAAUCACAGUUUGCCUAUUCGUGACAGAAAGCUCUAUUGGCCAAUGUUAACUUGAGAUGAUUACCUCAAAUGAUGGGAAUUUAAAAAAUAAAAAAAUAAAAAUAACUGGUGAAUUGAAAACUAAACCAAAAUAUUUGAAAAAGGAGACUGUAAUACAAGAAAUAAGAGCAGAUGAAAAAAUUAAAAGAUGAAAUACUUUUAAAAAAUAUGUAAUCAUUUAAUGUAACUUUACAUAAACACUCAGAGCUGUUGAUCUGUUUCUCAGUAUGUACUCAUAAUAAAAAGAAAUUCCUUAGCAAGCCAAUUUCAACAAGUAUUCCAGUGUCCAUAACAAACUGUCACUUUAAAUCACACUGAAAUUGCUUUAUUAGUUGAACCUCAAAUAGAUUUUAAUUUUAUGAAAUUGGAGAUGAAAUAAUGAAUAGUCACAGAUCAUAAGUCAUAAUCACAUGUGUUUCAACAAUAUAAGGAAAAGGGUAGACUGCUACUCAGUGUAAAGAUGAUAUACAGUGAGUGUCAUCUUUAUGGUGUGUGUGUCAUCUUUAUGGUGAGUAAUCAUCUUUACAGUGAUGAGUAGCAAUCUAUCCUUUUCCUUAUUUUGUUGAUAUUCUAACUUGAAAUUUCCAUUGUUUCACAUGUACUUCAAGUGCAGAUAAUUGUAUCAUCACCAUAUAUUUGCAUUUAAUCAACAUGCAUGCUUCUAUGAUUAUUAAAGGCCAACUUUGUAAUAUACAUUUGCAAAUGAAUUAGAUAAUCAAAGGUUCUCUGCUUCAUACAUUAACUAAAGACAUUUUUUUAAUAAUGGAAUAAGUUGCUUACAGUUCAGUUAGUCUAGUCAGAAUGUUGUUGAUGCACUGAAACAUGAUAUUUAUAAUCAUAAAAGCAAAAGAAAAAGCUGUCAUCUAAGAGAGGCUAUCAUAAUUUUCUCUUAGAAAGAUAAAGAAUGGAUCAGGGAAGCGAUGCAACUAUUUUUUUUAAAAAAGAAAAGAAUGGAGAUAUUUUUGCUUUCAAAAAGAGCACAUGCAAGGGAAUAUUAACAUAACAUUUUAAGAAGCUGUGAAAAUGUAAAAUACUGAGACAAAAUGGCAUUGAUGUGUGGAAGACAAUUGUCAGCUUCUCAGCAAAAAAUAAUGAUUACAUCAAGAAAGACGAGCUCUGUAGGUUGGGCAGUUUGUGUUAUCUUUUCCCAGAAAGUAUUUAUAUGCAAUGGAUAAGUACUGUACUGUAACAGAAAUAUAAAUAUUGUACAUAUUGGAAGAUUGUUAUUUAGCACUAAACAGCAUCCAAAAGAUAGAAUGGUAUUUGCAUAAUCUUCAGAAUACCUAUUCUGAGGACUUAAGAGCUAAAUACAAGGUGAAAAUGGGUAGAAAGUUGGCAGAAAUUCAAAUAGAAGAAGUGAUUGAUACAGAGGUUGUAGAAUCUGCAGCUCCUUAAGCUAUCUGGAUGUAAUAGAGCUAUAAAAUGUUCUUAUUUAAGUUUUUUAACUGGUUCCGUCUGGACUUAGUGGAAUUUCCAUCCAUCUCAGCAGAACUGACACUAGUGUUAUAAUGUGUUUUCUCCUUCAAAACACUGUGUAUCGCUCAUAUAAGUUGUCAGAAUGAGUUUGGUGAAUGUGCCUUUUUCAAAAAAAAAAAAAAAAAAGGCUCAGAAUUUGAUUUGAAAGUAUCUAUCAGUAAAACUUCAAAAGAUACAUUUUUGCAUCUCCAAUUAUGUAUACUGCUUUUGAGAAAUUUCAUAGGGAGUUCUGGUAUACAUACGUAUACUCUUUGUGUUACCUUUUCAAAAUAUUUACAUGUCUUUGAAGAAACGGAUUCAGUGAAUAUGAAGCAAGUUUUCCAGAAUUGAAUAAAAUUCUUUUUUGCUGAUACACUAUAACUGACAUGGAAUCUGUAUUUCAUAAUAGCAAAACACCAGUGAUCAGCAGCAAGCAGCUACUUAAACUGGGGGGAGGGGGGGCUGAUUUACAAUUCUCUUCCUAGUUUUAGUUACAGAUACAGAAGAACAAGUGCAAAGCAUUGGUUCAUGUAUAGUAAAUAUCCAGGAUAAGUUUCUAGAUAAUUUUUAGAGUGACACACAAAUAUCAGGCUAAAACCUUGAUGAUCCUAACUUUUCAGUAAUUUAGCACUACUUUUGUGGUAUUCAUCUGCCUGUUGGAAACACUGCUGCAUUGUUGUCAUUACUGUGAAGGUAGAAAUUACUUGCACAACUAUGGCAAAGCUGAGCAUUAUCUGUCCCAAAAAUUAGUCGCUGACUACUUAUUACUUUAUUUUAAAAAAAAGGACAAUAUUUAUGUACAAAAGGAACACAACACUUAACUAGGCUCUUUCACUGUGGUUUACAUUUUUAUCUUAUUAUCUGAAAUGCUAGAACAAGUUUGGUACACAGAGAGGUAAACAGAACAUACUUUUAGUAAACUGUGCUUGUCUCAGCAGUAAAAGAAAAGGAGGGGUGUCUUUUUUUUUUUUUUUUUUUUUUUUUUUUUUAAUUGAUGCUAAUGUACUAAAUCAAUCCCAGUGUAUUGCCUACUGCAUAAAAUUGAACAUUACACAUGUGAGAUAAGAAAUCUAUUUUUUUACUGUAAUAAAUUAACUAUAAUGACAAUGUGAACUGAUCAUGUUAACGUAAAAUUUAGAAAGUUGACACUUCAACUAGUCCAUUUCUAAAUAAAACUGAGAACAAAUUUUGAGCUGUUUACACUCAUUUUCUUGAAGUGUACAUAAUUAUGGAAGAAACAUUUGUCCUGCUAGCUAUCAUGCCUGCAGCAUACUGCAGAGGACCCAAAUUUUAUUUAUCUUGCUGAUCACUCCAUACGCAGUAGUCAAGCAAACUGUGCAAUCAUGUUUCAUAGUCAAACAAUGCAUGGAUAUUUUUUGUGCUUAUUUAUGUUGGUUUCAGUACAGUGUUAAUCUGGAAUAUGUACUUUUAAUGACUGAUAAAAACCUUCAAUUUUGCAUAAAUUGCUGCUGUAAUGAGUGAGUAUACUUUUUUAAAAAAUUACAAGGGAAACACUUCUUUCUGGAACAUUGUAUUUAUAUAUAAAUAUAAUUUUAUUUAGUAUUUAUAAAUAAUAGUGUGCAUGUGAAUUUGUGUGAAUGUGUGUGCACUAUUUUGUACAUAUGUGUGCACUCUGUAAUUUUUUCUUUUUGUGCCUGAACAUAUCUCUUGGUUAGAGGAAGUGCCAAGGAUCCGUCCAUUCCUUAAAGUCUCUGUUGAUUGUUCACCUAUGUUAUAAAAUUUUAUAGUUCUUGUUUGUAUAUACUGAUAACUGUUUUUGUACUUCAAUAAAAUGUUUUGUGUGAAAA